This is a messenger RNA of Macrosteles quadrilineatus (aster leafhopper), 1972 nucleotides long. RefSeq names its product NADPH-dependent diflavin oxidoreductase 1. Gene Ontology annotation, molecular function: NADPH-hemoprotein reductase activity; flavin adenine dinucleotide binding; FMN binding. NCBI's taxonomy places the organism in Eukaryota, Metazoa, Arthropoda, Insecta, Hemiptera, Cicadellidae. Gene Ontology annotation, cellular component: cytosol. The record is from RefSeq and is a predicted model, not a curated record. The coding region runs from base 169 to 1935 and encodes 588 amino acids. The transcript has 10 exons.
UUAGCCUAUUUUUUACUAAUUCUAACUCCAUUCUAAUUUUAAUGGGAACUCCAUAAAUUUGUAAAAUUUUAAUAAUCAAGAUAGACCAACUAGAUAGUAAACUAUAUAAUUUGUAUUCAAGUUGCAGCAAGUUUAAGUUGAACGAGUUUUUGCUACCUAAAGUCCAAAAUGGAUUCAAAGAGAAAGCUUACUAUUUUGUAUGGCAGUCAAACCGGAACAGCCCAAGAAGUAGCAGAAAGAAUUUGGCGAGAAGCUAGAUGUAAUCAUUUUGUCGGCCCAAUCAGAGCUUUGGAUGACUAUGAAAUCCCACAACUCAUUUUUGAGAAUGUUGUGGUUUUUGUUUGUUCCACUACUGGACAAGGCGAGCAGCCAGACAACAUGAAGAAGUUUUGGAAAUUUCUAUUGAGAAAAAACUUACCACCUGAUUCAUUAGGAAACUUGAGGUUUGGUGUCCUUGGUCUGGGUGACUCCUCAUAUGUGAAAUUUAACCAUGUAGCCAAAAAGUUGUUCCGUCGUUUGGAAGGACUCGGAGGACGGCCUCUGUGUAAGCUCGGCUUGGCUGAUGACCAGCAUGAUUUGGGAGCAGACGCCGUAGUUGAUCCUUGGAUCUCAGAACUGUGGAUGACUCUCAACAACUUGUAUCCUGUGCCGAAAAAUGUGACUCUCGGAACUAAUAGUUUCCCUCUCUCAAGAUGGCAUGUUGAAAUAGACACCUCCGAAGGACCGACGCAAGACAGUUCUGCUUUGUUGAACUGGGAAGACGACACAACAGUAGCUGAAGUCUUGUCAAACAAACGGAUCACUCAUUGUGAGCACUUCCAGGACGUAAGACUGGUCAAGUUGAAGAGCAGCCUGAUGUACUCCCCUGGUGAUGUGGUGGCAGUGAGGCCUCAGAACUCUCCUGAGUCUGUAGCUCAGCUGCUGGAGAUGCUGGCUGACCGAGGUCUGUCACCCGAGGCCAGACUGAGGGUGUCUCCCAGGGAUGAGGACAUGCCAGUGCCGCCACCACUGCAGACGAGACUCACACUGCGACAGUGCGCCCAGCAGUACUGGGACCUUAGUGCUGUUCCCAAGAGGUACGCCUUCCAGCUGCUGCGUCAGUUCACCACAUCGGAACUGGAGAAAGAGAAGCUAGAAGAGUUGAGUAGUUCUGAAGGUCAGGAAGAGUUGUACAAGUAUUGCAAUCGCCCACGCCGGACUUUACUGGAGGUGCUGUCUGACUUCCCCCAUGCCGCGGCAAACCUGCCUCUCCCGUACUGCUUCGACAUCUUCCAGCCCAUCAGACAGCGGUCGUUUUCCAUAGCUUCGUCUCCGAAAGCACACAAGGGUGAGAUGCACAUCCUGCUUGCUGUAGUGAAGUAUAAAACCAUUUUGGUGAAACCAAGACUUGGACUCUGCUCCAACUGGCUUGCGUCUCGUUCAGUGUCAGAUUGUCUGUUUACCUCUGUGAGAAAAGGCUCUUUCAUCUUUCCUCAGGAUAAGAGCAUUCCAUUACUUAUGGUGGGUCCGGGAACAGGAGUAGCUCCGUUCCGUAGUCUGGUGCAAGAGAGAGUGGCCGAAGGCUCAGCAGAUGCUCAGUCGCUACUGCUGGUGUUCGGCAACCGCAACAGAGCCGCAGACUAUCACAUGGCUGAGGAGUGGGAGGCUUUGGAGACGCAGGGGAAACUGACUGUGCUCACAGCGUUCUCCCGAGACCAGGCACACAAAAUAUACGUACAGCAUGUGAUAGAGAGAGAGAGUUGCCUGGUGUACAAUUGGCUGAGCCGCGGCUGUUGGACGUACGUGGCCGGUAGUGCUAACAACAUGCCGUCAGCUGUACGAGCCGCCCUAGUGGCCUGUGUGGAGAAGGAGGCGGGGCUUGACACAGCUCAGGCCGAGGCAUUCAUUGCGGACUUGGAGAAUAGAGGGAUGUAUCAGAUGGAGACUUGGUCGUGAUGUGUAUAAAUGUUUAAAUAUAUUUUGUUACGUGAAA